AUGGCUCCAACUCGUGAUGCCAUGCCCACCAAGGGGCGCGUCGCCCGCUUCAUCGGCAGACAGAGGCGCCCGUCUGUUUCCAUCCCCGACAGCAUACCCCUUGAGAGUCUUGACAUGUCCAACGCCAACGUGUCUGACGUCUCACUGUCACACAUGGACCACUCCUCAGACAACAGGUCCGACUUGAGCCUCAGCUCCUCCGGAAGCUGGAGAAGGAAGAGCAUCAGCGGCAAGCCUUUGCUGUUCAAGCCUCCCUCUCUCCGCUUCCGAGGACGUCCUGAGCUUGACAAGCCGUGGAGGCGUUCCAACACGGACCCCACAUAUCCGUCCGCCGACGACAGCCACGACUCUGACACCGAGUCCAAGUACAGCUUCGACUCUCGAUCCACUAUCACCAACGCAACGAGUGUGGCCUCGGAUGAGGAUUCAUACCCCAGCAAGUCUGAUUCCUUCGCUGCCACUCGCACCACGAGGCCUUUUGCCCCAGAAAAGCAGGUCGUCACCUCGGAGAAGCAAGUCGUGAAGACCAGAGCCGCGCCUGUCGCCCCGGCUAAGCCCGCCAGCCUCCGUGGGGCCCGUAUUGACAUCGUCGCCCCCAUCCAACGGCCCCUUCGCAUUGAAGUGGCAGCUCCUGCCCCCGCUCCUCCUGUGAUCCAGCGAAUCUCUUCCUAUGAGCUCCGUGAGCGUGAGAGAGUCGAAGAUGGUCUCCACAAGGAGAUCUCACGCAUGAGAGAGGAGACAAGAAGCCUCCUUGGCAAGCAAUCCGACACCGACAAGAAGCUUGAGGACGCCCUUGAGAGGCUCUCAACACUAUCCUCGGACAAGGAGUUCACGGAACAACUACGAAGAAAGGAACAGAAGAUCAAGGACAGGGUCGUCCGUGACUUUGAGGAACAGGGCCGACUUCUUGACGACGUACAGAGCACCCUUAGUGAGCGUGAGAGGAGGCUUGAGUACGUGGAGAGAGAACGUGACGAGCUCAAGGACGUCAAGGAGCAUCUGGAGGCCAAGUCCAGCGAGCUCGAGAUCAAGACCAGUCAGCUUGAGGCCAAGUCUAAUGAGCUUGAGGCCAAGUCUAAUGGACUCGAGGCCAAGUCUAAUGAACUCGAGGCCAAGUCCAGUGAGCUCGAGGCCAAAUCUAGCACGCUUGAGGCCAAGGCGAGCGAGCUUGAGGCUCAGAUUGCCUCAGAGAGAGGCUCUAAGAACGAACUUGCUUCCAAGCAUGCCGAACUUGAGAAAGAACUCACAUCUGAGCAGAAAAUCAGAGAGCACUUCGAAGCUCGCUGCUCCAACUUGGAGAAGGACCUCGGCGACGUUCACGCCGUCACCAAGGACACCGAGCGUGCUCUCAUCGAGAGAGUCGCCGCCCUUGAGCUCACCAAGGAUGCUCUCAAGCUUCGCGUUUCCGGACUCGAGACCGAGCUUGUACGCAAGGGCACCGAGAUUGGAGACAUCACUGCCGAGCGAGAACUUCUCCGCCUCGAUGCUGAGAGGUACAAGCCCCAAGUCGACGCUCUCAACAAGGAGAACGGAGCCCUCGCCGAAGCCAACAAGGGCUUGCAAUCUCGCAUCGACGACUUGGACGAACAGAAGAAGGGUCUCGAGGCCAACGUCGACAAGCUUGAGACCGAGAAGAAGGAUAUCCAGGACCGUUUCAACGCUAUCGAGGCCGAGAAACAAGAGAUCGAGGUCCGAGUCGCGGAGCUCGAGACCACUAACACCGACCUCCUUUCUCGCUUCGAAACUCUUGAAAUCACCAAGGGCGAGCUUGAAAUCAGCAAGGCAAAGCUGGACACCCGCGUGAAGGACCUCGAAGGUGUUCAGACCAAGUACGACAAGCUCAAGACCCGCAUCGAGACCAUCAAGGAACAGAACACCACCCUUAAGUCCCAGGUCGGAUCGCUCCUCAGUGAGCAAGACGACCACACUUCUCAGAUUCUCAGCUUGUCCGAUGAGCGCAUCACCCUGAAGGAUGAGAACUCCUCGCUGAAGGAGGAAAAUGCAUCCUUGGCUGGCGAGAACGCCUCUCUCAAGGAUGAGAACGAGUCCGUCACGAGCGAGCUCCGCCGUGCAGAGUCCUUGAUGGGAUCAGCCGCGCCAUCUAUUGUUGCAUCCUCGGUCGUGUCAGAGAGUGAUGCCGGCAGCGAUGCUGGUACCGUCAAGGCCGAAGAUGACGAUGCGGCCCCGCCAGCAGCUCCUACGGACGCACCCCCAGCGCCUCCUACGGACGUAGCACCCGCCGAGGAGGUCAAGGAUGAUGCUGCUAGCGUCAAGUCUGAUGCUCCGUCUCAGGCCGAGAAGGCGGCUCCGGAGACUGAGCCGGAGGUCCCACCUGCACCCGAAGUGGGCCCGGCCGAGGCGGAUGCCAAAUCCGAGAAGGCCGAAUCCGUCGCAUCCACUCCCUCUGAGCCCGCCGUCAUGGAGGAGCUUCGCCAACGCAUCGCUGAGCUUCAGGAGCGUAACGAACAGCUCCAGGGAGAGGCGGUCAAGCUCGGCUCACUCACCGCAGAAAGGGACGGCCUCGCCGCCCGUGUCUCGGCUCUCGAACCGGAGAGAGACGGCUUGUCCGCUCGCAUUGCAGCUCUGGAGCCCGAAGCCGGUCAAGUUCCCCAGCUUACCGCUCGUCUUGCGGCUUUGGAGCCCGAGGCUGUUCUUGUCCCUCAGCUGCGCCAGGACAACCUUUCGCUGACGGCCCAACUCGGAGCCGUCAACGCCCAGCUCGAUGGUCUCCGCGCCUCGUACGAGGCGUCCGUGGCCGAAGUCGACAGCCUCAAGCAGCAAAUUGGCUCUCUGCGUGUGCGCCUGUCUUCGCCAUCUGGAGAGUCGAAGAAGUCGUCGUCACGUACCAAGACCAAGGACAACGACAAGAAGAAGGAACAGUUGGUGGUGGUGCGGGACCCCAACGAGCGUGGCAGAAUUGCGGUCAUGCGACGAAGCGACUUGCGCGCGUUGAGGUCGUCAUCCCAAUCGGAGGGUGACAAGAGCGACUAA
Molecule: messenger RNA, 2991 nt
Organism: Colletotrichum karsti
Lineage: Eukaryota; Fungi; Ascomycota; Sordariomycetes; Glomerellales; Glomerellaceae
Exons: 2
Coding region: 1-2991 (996 amino acids)
Source: RefSeq, a predicted model, not a curated record